Guyanagaster necrorhizus is the source of this 1071-nucleotide messenger RNA. RefSeq lists its product as uncharacterized. The transcript is spliced from 5 exons. The coding region runs from base 1 to 1071 and encodes 356 amino acids. NCBI's taxonomy places the organism in Eukaryota, Fungi, Basidiomycota, Agaricomycetes, Agaricales, Physalacriaceae. The record is from RefSeq and is a predicted model, not a curated record.
AUGAGUCUCGACCAGAACCUCUACACCCUCCUCGUCACCCCCAACAAGGACCAUCCCAAUGUUAUCGACCUCGUUGACCCCUCGGGAGUGACCCAUUAUAGGAAGCAACGACUCGCUGGCCCUGUGUAUACGAUUGAGGUGUACGAUUUCAUGUCCGAGUCGCUGCUUGUAACAGCGACGGCCCCAUCCGCUUCGAGCAAGACCAAGAUCCUCGAGCUAUACAACCCAACUACGACAGUCGAACUCAAGUACACCGGCACACUAACAUUUCGAUGGAAUUUUAAAUGGGAGAACUUUGAAUUCGAAUGGAAACGCGAAGAAUGCUUCAUGCUCCGGAAACCCGACCCUCCAGUCCUCGUCGCUAUUACCAAGGAACCUGCUGGACGGCUCAAGACAAGCUCGAUACAAAUUUUGGACUACAAUCUGAACCGAUUCGACAUAGACGAUAGGAAGGGCCUGGAAAUCGUUAUACUGACGGCGCUUCUGACGUUCCAGGACACAAAUGAGAGCUAUCAUGGAUCACCUAGGGAUUCGGAGGGACUAGUCAAGACCAAGUCGAUCCCGACACUACCUCCUCCGCCACCACCAAAGCCGCCUGCAAAGACUGGCGUGGAUAGGAUAGCAGAAAUUCAGGCCAUGCGUGGUGAGAUUAACGAGCUCACUGUGGAGGAAGAGGGAGAUAUCAUGCAUUACGCCCAGUACUGCUCGAAUUUGCUCCAGGACGACGCCAUGCUCUUUGUCACUGUACGGUCCUCUUCCGCGACACAAGUUCCCAAAGUGCUUCAAGUAGUGGAAGAGACGAAGCGCAUACGGCAUAAAAUCGGCCUGGACGCCGAAAUCUUCCAAUACGUUCUCUACGACACCCUUUCUCAGCUACCCCGGCGAAUAAACCUCAACGACACGCCCGACAAUAAAUACGUACCUCCCAACAGCCUUGUUGUCCACUUGAGCAAGAUACCCAUGCCAGAGCUGCAACCCGCAGUAACGCCCGCACCCAUCCUCACGAGCACCUUACCGCCAAUAUCCCUCAACUCCCAUCCUGAGAAGGAGAAGAAACGUACCUUCAUUUAA